Molecule: messenger RNA, 6554 nt
Organism: Fopius arisanus
Lineage: Eukaryota; Metazoa; Arthropoda; Insecta; Hymenoptera; Braconidae
Gene: Ssdp
Product: Sequence-specific single-stranded DNA-binding protein
Exons: 14
Coding region: 1027-2283 (418 amino acids)
Biological process (GO): positive regulation of transcription by RNA polymerase II
Cellular component (GO): nucleus
Molecular function (GO): single-stranded DNA binding; protein binding
Source: RefSeq, a predicted model, not a curated record
UGUGAGUGACACCCGCGUCUCUACGUCGGCGAGUGAAAGAGAGGGGGAAUUUGGUGGAUCCUGCGAGGGGUUUGGGGGAAUUGGAAACCUGAACGAAGAUAGAAUCACGAAAAAUCCUCAAAACGCGAGAAAGAGAGGGGUCUGCAGUCGGGGGGGAGUAAAAAAAUAGUCUCACUUGUGUUGGUGUACAGCGUCGAAAGAGUGUUAUACUGUGGGGGGUGUAGGCGAUGCUAGGCGGUGAAGUAAGGUGCGACGACCAAGUGAAGUGACCAACAGAGGCGUAACUUCGUCCCAACAUAGUCCAGGGGGAAAAUAAAAUAAUUAAUAUCUGACCUGUCUGACUGAGGAAAAAAAAAAGUCGUUUACCUCGAGUCGAAAUAUCACCCUUGACCGAUCGAAUUGUCACUUUGCGGACCAAUGGUGGGGUCUGAGGACGCGAGUGAUAAUACAACUUUGUGAUAACAGUAUGAAUACGUGAAGAAGCCCCUGCAGAAAAAGGCGAGAACGCCACAGCUUCGAGUGUCUCCCUCUUACUCCUAACCAUCAGUUUUUAGACCAUUGGCUCGUGAUUAUUCACUGUCUCACUUCAACACGCGUCGUUACACCGGAGUUUACGUUUUUUUUUUUCUCUCGAUUAUAAACGUUCCACUCCUUUCGGUGGAAUAACACUCGUUUUGUUGUACUGCAAUGACGACGCGCCACUUAACGCCGGAUUUCAACCCGCGAAUGGAGCCAUGAGGAGUGAAGCCGUUGGCUGAAGGAUAACUGAACUAUUUUUUGAGGAUUUUUUUUUUGAGGCAUCUGGAGAUCAGGCGAAAUUGCUGGACAGUGACGCGAGGGAGCUUUUUUCUUCCUUUGUUUUUUUUUUAGUUUAUUUCGAUUUAACCCGGGUGUGAGGAACUCUGAGUUUUGUGAUAUUUCUCGGAAUUUUUCGAAGAAUUAUUAUUGAGGGUUUUUUCAUUUUUCGGAGAUAUUUGAGGGUUUGGUGUGGAGUUCAACGCUGGAGAGAUUGACAAGUUCACAACAAUGUACGCCAAGGGGAAGGGGUCUGCUGUGCCCUCAGACAGUCAAGCCAGGGAAAAGCUGGCGUUGUAUGUUUACGAGUAUCUAUUGCAUGUUGGAGCACAAAAAGCAGCACAAACAUUCCUGUCGGAGAUUCGAUGGGAGAAGAAUAUCACAUUGGGCGAGCCUCCAGGGUUUCUACACUCGUGGUGGUGUGUAUUCUGGGACUUGUAUUGUGCAGCCCCUGAGAGACGCGACUCGUGUGAACACAGUAGUGAAGCAAAAGCUUUCCACGACUAUGGAUUUGUAAACAGUGGUUAUGGAGUGAAUGGAAUUACUCACAAUGCUGGACCAGCCCCAUCUCCGCUUGGGCAGAUGCCACCCAAUGAUGGCAUGCCUGGUGGCCCAAUGCCUCCUGGAUUCUUUCCAAACAACUCGACAAUGCGACCAUCUCCGCCCACACACCCCUCAUCACAGCCAUCUCCCCAGCACCCCCAGCCACCCCCGCCCUCACACUCGCAGAUGAUGCCCGCCCAGUUUAUGGGACCCAGAUAUCCAUCAGGACCUAGACCGACAGUUCGUAUGCCACAAAUGGGAAAUGAUUUCAAUGGGCCACCAGGACAAACAAUGAUGCCAAAUAGUAUGGAUCCAACGAGACAAGGCGAAGCUGGAGAGUUUGUAGGGUGGCAAGGUCCACCUGGUAUGAACCCCAUGAAUCCGAGGAUGAAUCCACCGAGAGGGCCAAUGGGACCGAUGGGCCCCGGGAAUUAUGGCCCAGGAAUGAGAGGACCACCUCCAAACAGUAGUUUAGGUCCUGGAGGGCCUGGGGGCCCUGGAAUGCCACCGAUGAGUAUGGCAGGACCUGGGGGUAGACCUCAAUGGCAGCCCAACACAUCCACUCCUAUGAAUUACUCAUCAUCGUCUCCGGGUAAUUAUGGUGGUCCUCCAGGCUCGACAGGGCCACCAGGUCCAGGUACACCCAUAAUGCCAAGUCCACAAGACAGCAGUAAUAGUGGGGGUGAAAAUAUGUACACCAUGAUGAAACCAGUACCUGGAGGCAAUAUGCCUGGAGACUUCCCAAUGAGCGGAGGGCCUGAGGGUGGUCCUAUGGGUCCCAUGGGGCCAAACACAAUGGGUCCAGUAUUAAAUGGCGAUGGCUUAGAUGGAAUGAAGAAUAGUCCAGCGAAUGGUGGACCUGGAACACCUCGUGAAGACAGUGGCAGUGGAAUGGGAGAUUACAAUCUGGGAGGUUUCGGUGGUCCCGGUGAAAACUUUUUUUAAAUCUCGAUAUCACCUUGGACCCAGCUACGAGCUCAUAAGACACCCUGUACAACUCCCCGGGUAACAGACAGAUGGAAGGAUCUCGACCCGUUUAAAACUAGAGUAAUUAACCUAAGCAAGUUUACGAUAAUGUGAACGUUGCAGAGAUAAUUAUUUAAACGAUCGAUCUAUCAAUAUUAGAUUCACUAUCAGUGUCGUUUUAACGAUAACACAAGGAAUAAUGUGGGAAUGUCAAGUCACACGUUCGUCAAUUCUGUUGUCAAUUCUCCCACUAUUUUUUAAAUAAUUUUUGUUCAUAGAUUGUUAAGUAAGAUCUGAUUAUUGAUACUUAUGCCACUACUGCCAUACAGACUAUGUAUAUGCUUCGCUAGUACUCUCAAAGUUGCAUUUUUUUUUUUCAACUUCUUCGAAGUCAGGAAUAGGCUCUCUCGUAUUUCUAGUUAGGGAUUAUGUUAUCUCAGACUAUUUAUAUUUAUUUUAUUUUUUUUAUCUUUUGAAAGGAGAAAAUUCUCAGCUAUCGAGGAUGUCGUAAGGAUUCCCUGGGAUCAUGAGAAACGGCUUUUCUCUGGUGGAAAACUGUUUUUAGAGUUAGUAUUGAGGAGGGGAGUUAAUUAAUACGGAAAUUUGGAAUGGGGAAUUCUUAUGACGUCCUCAAGCAAACGGUGCCUGAUGUAAUGUAGGCUGUUUACUCAAUAUCCGCUCUGUGAUUUGGGCUUAAUUGCUUGAUUAAUAUUUUUUACUAAUGAUACUUCUGGAAGUUUCUUAGUUAUCGAUAGGUGAUUUAUUCUCCACUUUGCUAAUGCAUUGGAUAUUUUUCGUGAAAUAGUACAGUCGAAUCUGUUGUAAGUUGUAUUUUAUCUGAUGAAUCAGAAAUUAAUCCCUAGAUUUUACCUCUGACAUGAAUUCAUCGUCAAUAUUAAUUUUUUUUUUAGUUUUAUUGACGUAUAACUUAUCGCAGAUUUCUAAUGAUUUUUAUAUUAAUGAAAAAAGGAAGACAUAAGACGAAAAUUAUCCGCUUAUGAAAUUCUAGUCCCUUCAUUCAUCAAUUUUUUCUUUUAAAUGAAAUAAUUCCGUUAUCAUUCACUCUUGCUCACUAAAUCGGAAUAGACUUCCCAUUGUAUCAACGAAUAAAUCAUUGAAGGUUUGAAUUCUCUUGCCGCUUGAUUGCUCAAUUUACAAAAAUGCCUGAUAUUUUUUUAAUUUGUAAAUAGAAAUGUGGGAAAGUACAAUUAACGACUCAAUUCGUAAUUAUGAAAAUUUCGUGCUGUGCAUUCAGUAGAAAGGUCGAAGCGUAAUAAUCAUUGCAAUUUUAAAUACAUUCGUUAAACUCUCGUUUCAAUCGAAGGGAUUAUCCAUUAAUUGUACAUAGAUUAUAUAUUUUUUUUCUGAUGGGAUAACCAGCAUGAGUGAUGCUUAUAACAGUGUAUUUUAUUUUUCAUACGUGUUUUCAUUUGAAUAAUUAUAUGAAUUAACAAUGGUGCAGCAUGAUUAACCCAGUGAUUUUUGUUUGAGAUACUAACGAAGAGUAGGAGUGGCCAGAUUAAUACUUAAUACGUCAAUAAGUCAUCGAAUGUACAUAAAAUAUGGAGGAAAAAUAAUACUCAAAGCUUCCAGGCUUGAUUCCAUGGGUGAUCGUUGCUGAAUGAAAAAACAAGCGACAAAAUUUUUGCUCACAUUUUUCAAUCUAACAUAGCAAUCACUUUUUUCCAUAUUCAACGGUAUUGCCACAGCGUUCAAUUGAUUGAUUGUCAAUAACUCGAUGAUGAUUGAAUCAGAAUUAAUGAAAAUAAUAUGGAGAUAUUAAUAUUUUUGUAUGCAUUUAAAACAUAGGCAGUGUGAGUACUGACCGUUAAGUGAAUGAAUGGAAUUGGCUGAUUUUAACAUUUAUGAUGAUCAAUGAAUGACAAAAAUUCAUUUGACAAGUCAUGAGAAAGAUAUUGAUUAGAGAUACUAUGGAAAUCCAUCCGUCCGCAGGUGGUUAUAGGUCAGUACCAGACUAUGCUGUGCUGCUAUUAGUUGAUUAACGUUUCGUUAAUUGAACGAUUCAAACUACGUUAUGAUAAUUCAUGUAAAAUACUCGAGGAGAACGGAAUUUUGGGUCGACAAUCAACGAUUUUUCAUUUUCGUUUGAUCACCAUUUUAUGGUUGAUUUUUAGGGUUUGAGAGACUGAAUCCGUGUACAUAUUUGUUUUAACAAUGGUUUAUUGCUCGAUACCUGUCGAUUCAAAAAUUCGUCCUGCAGUUUUUUUUUUUUUUUGUAAUGAGAUUCGUUCUGAGACUUAAUAUACUCGACGUCGAAGGUACGCUUACGUUUUAAGAUACGGUUGCCACGUUUUAAUGAGAAUUAUCUCGUUCUGAGAGCAGUUUAACGCGUUUUUUUUUAUUAUUUAUUUUGUUUGUGGAUUUACUUUCUGCUUUGAGGAUAUUCAAGCAUUUGGCGAGUUAUUUUUUUUUCGUUUAGAUUCUGUACAUUUGUAGUUCAAUACCAUUAAACUAAGUUUGCUGGUUAUUUUGCAAAUAUUUUAUUUGCUACUUUUUUUACACGGUUUUUCAUUUUAUUCAUCGUUUUUAGUCUCAAGGAAAUAUUUCACAAUCUCGAAAGAAAUUGGCCAACUUGGCAAUGCCAAUUUUUUAAAUAAUUUUCACAUCAAUUUUCCCACUUCAGCUUUUAGUGUAGUAACAAGUUUUUAAUGUUAAAAAAAUGUUUUUGGGAAUGAUAAUAAUCUUUGCGAAAUGCUGUUGGAUAACGCUGAGCAUCUGUACAUUUUUUCAAUUGUCCAAGGCAAUUUAAUUGAGAAAAUUGCUGAUUGAAAAUAGGAAAAGUUGCUUGAAUAUCCUGAAAGUGACAUGCGGAUGCUCCUUCGAGGGCAGUGAGCUUUUUUUAAAUAAAUUCUUGAAGUGUAAACGCACCUUGAUACUAUUUUUUCAAGAAUUAUUUCAAGAGUUACGUAAGAUUGAAUUCAACUAUUGAAGGAUGGGAAUAUUUUAAUUGAUAGAAAUAUAGGUCUGAGCCAGGAAGAUCGAGACAAUAAUGUAAUCAUGUUAAACUGACAUAAUUGCGUUUCGAUAUAUUUUUUUUUUUAAUUUUGUUAAUUGAACCCGCAGGGUGCUGGCUACCGGAUAAUUAUAAAUAUCUCGUAGUUAUUUUCCGGGUUUUUUUUUUCUUUUAGUCCUAAGGACGUGUGUUUCGAGGGAAUUCUAAUGGAGUGAUCAGUUUGAAAAUUCUUCUGUCAUUGAUAUCUUAUCGAUUAUCGAGUGCUUGAGACACACAUUCUGUAUCACGACGUCGAAUAUAAUUUUAAAUGAAGGAAAAAUCAGUGAAGUGGUAUUUGAAGAUGAAAUUUUAAUGGUAAAACAAUGCGAAUUGAUUGAUUUUAUUUCGAAAUAAAAUAAUGAUGAAUAAAUAAAUCUGGUGGCUGUAUAUAGUACUAGGCUGUACUGACCUGUAGCACAUGGAUGCGUGAGCCGGAUUGCGAUUGUGGAUUGCCAAUUUGCCAUAAAUUAAAAACAUCAAAUUAGAAAGCAAUAAUCUUAAAAUUAUAAAAAUUAGACAAAUGAUGGAAUCACAGUUCAAAUUUUUUGCUUUUUCUUUUUUAUUACUUUUUUAUUCUUCAUUUUCAAUCGAUGGAGGUGUGCGUGCGUGGGGGGCAGGCCGCCAUUUUGGGCACAAAUUACCGUUUUUUUAAAUAUUAAUUAUUCAUUCACUUGUGUUACAUUUAACGUCCAUGUGUUGUGGGUCAGAGCACCCUGAUGAAAGCAUUUUUUUUUAUCACCAAAAAAUCCUAAACUAUCCUCUCAAUCGCUAAAAUCCUCUUAUUGAUUAUUUAUUUAUUUAUUGAUUUUUUUUUUUGACUUCUCUCUCGGAGCCCAAACCCGACGCACCAUCACCGCACGUUUAUUGAAGCAACAUUUUGGGAAGAGGACAAGAGGAUCGCAUUAUGAGUAUUUGUAUAAUUACAAUAGAAAUUUAUUGAAAUUUCAGUUUCAAAAGUUGUCGCAAUUUCGCGUCGAACAUUCGAGAAAAUUUGGUUUUUCCAGUUACACGAUCAUUUAUUUUCCGACAAAGGUUUUUAUUUCCAGAUUGAUCCUGAGAAUUGCAAUCAAGUGUAAUUCGAUUUUUAAUCGAUUGAAAAUUCAGAGAAGUUCAUUAUCAAUUGUCUCAAAUAUUAACUGUCUAAUCGGGUGAUAAGCAGUAGCUCAAUUCCCCUCGAGAAAAUUCCGAAUAAAAUCAACAAAAUAACUAUUUCGAGGAAUAAAAAUGAAUUUCUGGG